Messenger RNA from Vicia faba (fava bean), 660 nucleotides. NCBI's taxonomy places the organism in Eukaryota, Viridiplantae, Streptophyta, Magnoliopsida, Fabales, Fabaceae. The record is from the annotation of a GenBank genome assembly.
AUGGCAAAUUCUAUGGCUCUAUCUCACCUAGCUAUAAUUUUGGCCAUUAAUAUUUUCAUGGCUGGACCAACCUAUGCACAAAUCAAUACUCCAUGUAACCCUUCAACACUAAGCACUCUCUUCACACCUUGUAUGAGUUUUCUUACAAAUAGUAGUGCUAAUGGAACUUCACCAACAACUCAAUGCUGCACUGCUCUUAAGUCUCUCACAAGGGGUGGUAUGGACUGUUUGUGUCUCAUUGUUACGGCUAGUGUUCCGUUCAAGAUUCCGAUCAAUCGAACACUGGCCGUCUCUCUUCCCCGUGCAUGCAAAAUGCCCGGUGUUCCGGUUCAAUGCAAAGCCUCGGCUUCACCUCUUCCUGCUCCCGGACCAGUGGCUCUAGGACCAUCUCCUUCACCUGCAUCAUCUCCUUCUCUCUCAGGAUUGACUCCAACUCCUAGUCCUCAAGCAUCUUCUGACAUCCCUUCUCCAACUUCAUCUCCUUUGGCACCACAACAAAACACAAAUCUUCCUCUUUUGACUCCACCAUCUCCAUCCUCUACAUCUACAACGGGUAGUGGCCGCUCUUCUCUCACACCAUCUUCUGCAAUGACAUCUUACAAUGUCUCACCUUCUGUUUUAUUGAUUACACUUGGAUUUCUUACUCUCAAUUACUACUAG